AUGUUAAGCGCGUACUAUCAAUGUCUGUGUGCCUCAUCCUGCUUGCAUAAGCCUUGCCCUCUAUCGCGCCUUCGCUGUCUGAAAUUGCUCCUUCUGACUGAGGUGCGUAAGAAUCUAAAUGAUGAGUGUUUGCUUCGAGUGCAAUAUAUUUCUGAGGAAGGAUGCAUGCGUGUGCAAAGCAGAAUGAUGCAGGAUAGUGUUUGGUUUGAGUCAUAA
Plasmopara halstedii is the source of this 216-nucleotide messenger RNA. RefSeq lists its product as uncharacterized. The transcript has 2 exons. The coding region runs from base 1 to 216 and encodes 71 amino acids. Lineage: Eukaryota; Oomycota; Peronosporomycetes; Peronosporales; Peronosporaceae. The record is from RefSeq and is a predicted model, not a curated record.